Molecule: messenger RNA, 2412 nt
Organism: Mya arenaria
Lineage: Eukaryota; Metazoa; Mollusca; Bivalvia; Myida; Myidae
Exons: 6
Coding region: 129-1373 (414 amino acids)
Source: RefSeq, a predicted model, not a curated record
UUUAGCUGUUGAGUGCCUCAUAAUUUGUAUCAUCAUAAUACAAGGAAAAGGACCAGUGUUGGCUUUAUAACGAUUUUUUAACUGAGAGGGCAACUAUAUUUGUCGGUGGUUUGAAGAGAACGACGAACAUGUCUGAAGGCCGGUUAACAGAUGAGAAUAUGGACGAUAUAGAGAAGAUGAUAGGAGAGGGCCGGAAACGCUUCACCCUGCUCUAUAGCAUCUCCCGAGACGCUUGUGAUCCCGACAUAUUCCAUCAGAGGUGUGACAACAAGGGUCCUACCGUCACCAUGCUGUAUAACCUCAAGGGCUCCGUGUUUGGUUUCUAUUCAUGCAUAGACUGGAAAAGCGAAGGAAACUGGAAAGCAGACAGAAAACAUUUCCUUAUUCAACUAAACUACCUGGGAAAUAAGAGGUACACUAAGUGUCUCACCAAAGGGGCUACUACUGAAAUCCUUUGGGAAAAAGCAAAGGGACCAUGGUCGGAAGCAAUCAAAUGCUUCAGUGGGAAAACGCUCGUACCUAAUAACAAUGUUUUCACUCUCAAUGGGAACAUGGAUCGUUUCACAUCAAAUCUCUAUGACACCUGCGGCCUUUCUGCGAGUGACAUCAACAACGGAAGCAUGGAGGUCACAGACCUGGAGGUUUACAGUGUUGCAGAUGGAGAAAGGCCCACGAAUCAAGACAUAGAAUGUCCCUGGCGUACACAGCCACAGUGGAACACGGAGUAUUCUCCAUACCGUUUGCGUUCAACAACAGGAUCGUUUCUCGACUUUAAACUCUGUGACACUCCGGGUUUGGAGAGGUCUCAAGGAAUAGAUAUCCACGAGCUUCACUUUCUACUUGAUGGAAACGUACCUGAAAACUAUGACUUCAACCCUACACAGCAUCUGUCUCUAAGGUCCCCGGAUUUCGUGUUCAACCCGAAGGUCGGCGAUCUUGUCCAUUGUGUUGCGAUAGUUGUUGAUGCCACAACCGUAGAUGAUAUGCCUGGAGAAACACAAGCACAACUGAAAACUUUCAAGCAUGGCAUCUUUAAAAAGAGCAUUCCCUUGGCGAUUUUGCUGACAAAGGUCGACAAAGUGAGCCAUGAUGUCCGGAAGAAGCUUGGUGACAUUUUCAUGAGCACAGACGUUGGAAAACUGGUGAACAAGACGGCCAAAAUGUUGGGGGUUCCCCGAAACGUUGUAUUUCCGAUCAAGAAUUAUGAACAUGAAAUGGAAACGCUAGAUUCCGUAAACUCUUUGGCGUUAUUUGCGCUCAAAACAAUGGUAGAGAUGGCGACUGAUCAUCUUGCCAAUUUACAAGCUGUUAAAGGCGCAGAGGGUGGAGAGGAUAUUUAUCCAGAAAUAGGAAACAUGUCAGACACGGCGUAAGACGAACGGGGUCAUGCAAACAUGUCAGACACGGCACAAGACUAACGGAGUAUUGCAGACAUGUCAGACACGGCACAAGACGAACGGGGUAACGCAGACAUGUCAGAAACGGCACAAGACAAAAACGGGGUAGUGCAGACAUGUCAAAAACGGCGAAAGACGAACGGGGUUAUGAAUUGUUGUUGUUUUAAAGCUUAUAAACUUUAAAGUUCAUUGAUGAUUUUGGAGUGUCAGAAUAAUUUUACUGAAAUAACGCUUUUAAGGUAUUAACGCUGUUCCAUACCAUCGAAAUUAUUGUUUCCUCGUUUACCGGUCUUUGACUUAUAGGAGCUGAAAUCAAAUUUUGCAUCAUUACUUAAGAUCUCUGACAGGGCAUAGACGCAAAAGUAUUGCAAGACCGGUAAUGUGCAUAUUUUGUGUCUCGAUUUAAAACAGAAAAGCUUCCCUUUGCUAUAAAAUGUAAGUAAAACUUAUCUUUAAAAACAAUAGUUUCAACGACUUAGAUAUAUAUGGAUGUAAACAUAUUUCAGUUACUAUUUGGGACGAUUCCUACUGUGAACGAAACUUUGUUUGUUUUAUCCAUUUCAGUGCUUAUAAGCGUAUUUUGCAAGAUUAACACAAUGCAUUUAAUGUGGAACAUUAUGGAACGCGCAUCUGCUCUCGUAUAUAUUUGUGAUUUGUGACGCCAGAGUGUUUGUAUUGAUGACGUUAUACCAUUUAUCGAAUUCAAAAUCGUAUACAUGGAUGAUUCGAAGUUAAUUAGUUAAUACUGUCUCAAAACAAGGGCAUGUUUCAGUCAUUGUUGUAUGCAAUAAUAGCUUUGCAUUCACAUACACACACAAAGUGUUUUAUUCCUAUUGCAUUAACAUACAAAGACAUGUAUGUAUGAUACUCAUGUACCUACAUUUUAAGAGUUUUACAUUUGUCUGUUUAUCAAAUAUUAUACAGAAUAUGCAUUAACGUGUAACAUACGAAUUCAUAACAGUGUUGUAUUGUGUGUUUGAUAUUUGAUGUGUUUUAAUAUAGUGUGCUAACCAUU